Molecule: messenger RNA, 1089 nt
Organism: Bombyx mandarina (wild silkworm)
Lineage: Eukaryota; Metazoa; Arthropoda; Insecta; Lepidoptera; Bombycidae
Product: tRNA pseudouridine synthase-like 1
Biological process (GO): tRNA pseudouridine synthesis
Molecular function (GO): pseudouridine synthase activity; RNA binding
Source: RefSeq, a predicted model, not a curated record
UUUCUUGUUUGUAUGAUAUAGACAAGAAUUAAUGCUACUAUUGUUUAAUUGAUUACAAUAUACAAAUUUGUGAAGUAAAACUAGGAAAUUCUGUUGAAAAUUCAUAAUAGAAUGAAAGCACGCUAUUUAACAUUUUUCUCCUACAUAGGUACUGGGUUUAGGUCUUCAGAAAAAAUUUGGCUCAAGGAGAACAGAAAUCUACCAGACCCUGAAAGCGUGCAGGGUAUGAUGGAAUUAUCACUUCUGAAACUACGCUCCUUGAAUUAUCCUAACGUUACUUUGUCUAGCCGAACAGAUGGAGGAGUCCAUGCAUUGAAAUCAAGUGCACAUUUUGAUCUGGAAAGAUAUGGUACACAGAUAUAUGAUGCAAACAAUAUUUCAUACCUUAUGAAUAGGUAUUUCUUUGUCAACAACAUAGGUAUAAUUGUGAAGCAGUGCCUCAGGGUGUCAGAUAAUUUUAAUGCAAGGUUCAAUGCCACUUCCAGGAGAUACUUAUAUAGACUAGCAGUGCUAAAAAAAGAUGUAGUGAUACCAGAGAAUGUCUCUAUAGCAUCUGUCAUACCUGUGGAAGAAUGGAAACGGUGCCACUUCAUCAGAUUAGCAGAAUUCGACAUAGAAAAAUUCAAAGAAGGAGCUAAACAUUUAGAAGGCUACCACGACUUCUCGACGUUCAAGAAAUUCGACAAACUACUCCAACACAAACACAACCGCAGAGAGUUGAAGAGCGUAACAAUAAGGGCGGGUAAACCCGUUGUGACUGCGCACACGGAGAGCAGGGGGAGUGCAUUCGAUUAUUGGGAUAUCGAAUUCCACGGACGCGCUUUUGUACAUAAUCAGAUUCGGCGCAUGGUAGGCACUCUGAUAUCAGUAGCCAUCGGCAAACUCCAGCCUGACGACGUCAAGUUUAUGCUCCAGAUACCAUCGAAGCACUCGUGGCAUUCUUUCAUACAGAACUGCCCUUCGGACGGUCUAUAUCUUUGCGAAGUGGAAUACGACCCUAAAGACCUGUUUUACGACCCCGAUACUACUGUUGAAAGUGAAACACUCGUUGAAUCAUAAUAUGUGUGCGAGAACUCCUACUGAUCCUUA